Messenger RNA from Pyricularia oryzae 70-15, 477 nucleotides. RefSeq lists its product as uncharacterized. The record is from RefSeq and is a predicted model, not a curated record. The transcript has 2 exons. NCBI's taxonomy places the organism in Eukaryota, Fungi, Ascomycota, Sordariomycetes, Magnaporthales, Pyriculariaceae. The coding region runs from base 1 to 477 and encodes 158 amino acids.
AUGAGGGCCGACAACAUUAUACAGGCGCUUGCGGGCACCUACAUGCUCCUGAACACGAGCACCACUCUGAAUGGCGUCCCUGUUCCCGACGAGGCAUACGGCUCCAACCCCUCUGGCCAGCUCAUCUACACGGCAUCGGGCUUCAUGUCGGCAACCAUCACAUCCACCGACCCCGAGGACCGGCCAGAAAACCUGACGUUCCCUCCCGCGGAGGGCCAAUCGGACGCCGACUGGGCCAACGUCGCCAAGCAUGCGCUCUGCUACGCCGGACCUUUCUCCAUCAACCCCGCCGUGCCCCUGACCGAAACAUCGGGUGGUGUCUUUCACGGCCCCCUCACAGUCGCACACGUGCCGUCCUGGGUGGGAAGGCAACAGGAGCGCAACUUUACGACGUACGAGAACGGAACUCUGUUGCUCAUCUCGUCGAGGAGAGAUGGUGGAAACGAGGGGAGGCUGUGGUGGAAGAGGAUUGACUAG